Messenger RNA from Penicillium coprophilum, 537 nucleotides. RefSeq names its product ankyrin repeat domain-containing protein. Gene Ontology annotation, cellular component: cytoplasm; nucleus. The record is from RefSeq and is a predicted model, not a curated record. The transcript is spliced from 2 exons. Lineage: Eukaryota; Fungi; Ascomycota; Eurotiomycetes; Eurotiales; Aspergillaceae. Bases 1 to 537 code for a protein of 178 amino acids. Gene Ontology annotation, molecular function: protein binding.
AUGCGAGAUUGGCCGCCUUGGACAGCAGCUUUUGCCACAGGCCAUGGCGAUGUGCUACAAGUCUUGAUUGAAGAGGGUGAAUUCGUGCCGCGCGCCCGGGACCUUUUCAACACCGCCAUCGAUGGCGACUUUGAGACUCUUAAAAUUCUUGUGAGAGGCUGUCGAAGAUCGAUAGACCUUGCUGACCCCGAGUCCACAGCUGUAUUGGGAAUCGCAAUCUAUGCAUCAUCGGAUAACCUCGACAUCGCGCGCUUUCUGAUCGAUUCCGGUUCACCAGUCAACUGCAUGGAUAACGAUCAACAUACCUCGUUAGCUUACGCUGCGGAUUCUGGCAACAUUGAGACGGUUAAGCUCUUGCUGGGCCAUGGGGCUGAUCCCGAUCCUGAAACCAUGGCCGCUAAGCAGCCUGUGGCUUUGAGGAUAUUGUACGAGCUUGCCUUGAUGCUGAGUGCAAUGCAAAUGACAGGCUGUACGUUUCCGAUUGUCCUUUUGACGUGGAUGAUGCCUGCUGAGGAUCUGACGGCGGAUAUUACUUGA